CAGUGAGUGGGAACAUCGCACAUGAGGAGGGAAGACAGGAGCACACACCACAUACAGAAAGAGAGAGCAGCAAAGCGGCCUCUCACAUCUUGAAACCGCCGUGGAAACAGAGGACUUCUCAACUUUUACGCACUGAGACUGACUUUUACGCACAACGCCAAGAGGAGCAGUAGACAGCGAAUCCUUCUCAAGAGGAUUUCUUGGGAUGCAGAAACCCUUCGAGGAUCUCAUCAGACAACAUCAGGCCUGUAGGAUAAACUUUAUUGAUAAAGAUCAAGAAAAUCGAAAACCAGCCACUGAACAGAUGGCUGAGAACUUUGGAGCUGAUCCAUCAGACGCAGACUGAUAUGAAGACCGUGAAGUAAGAGAACAUACAGAAUUCUUCUUCAAAGUUUUUUUCUUCUUUUUUGUCAAACUUCGAGAAAACAGAGAAGUCAUGCCUCGUCCUGGGAAAAACUCUUACAGCGACCAGAAGCCCCCAUAUUCUUACAUCUCACUGACAGCAAUGGCUAUCCAGAACUCAGCCGAGAAGAUGCUGCCUCUAAGUGACAUUUACAAGUUUAUCAUGGACCGCUUUCCAUAUUAUCGAGAGAACACCCAGCGGUGGCAGAACUCCCUGCGCCACAACCUCUCCUUUAACGACUGCUUCAUCAAAAUCCCACGACGGCCUGAUCAGCCCGGAAAAGGCAGUUUCUGGGCUCUCCACCCGGACUGCGGUGACAUGUUUGAGAAUGGCAGCUUCCUCAGAAGACGGAAGCGCUUCAAGGUAUUGCGCGCGGAGCACAUGGCCUGCAAGAGCUCCCCAAUGAUGCAUUACUUCCACCAUCACCACCACCACCACCCGGGUAGCAAGUUGGCCGCAGCGUCCGCCCAUCACGACCACUCAGCCGGGCAGGCCAGCUCAGUGGGUCGGCUCCCUCACUUUCAAGGUUACGGGGGCAUAACGUGCGCGCAGCCCGGUGGGUUCAAACACCCUUUCGCCAUCGAGAACAUCAUAGGACGGGACUAUAAGGGCGUGAUGGCCAGCGGGCUACCCCUCACAUCGGUCAUGCACCACCUUGGUUACCCGGUGCCCCCACAGCUCAGCAGCGUGGUCAACUCCAUGUGGCCGCACGUGGGGAUGCUGUCAGAGUCCAUGGGGGGCGUUCCCGUGCCAGCAUCCUCUGAGUACGCACCAUUCAGCGUGUCGACGAAGGGCCUGUACCACAACGCGAACGGGCAAACCCUUCCAGCCGUUCCCGUGCCGAUUAAACCCACCCCGUCCCUGGGCCCCGUGCCGGGCCUGACGGGACUGCAGUCCGGCCCGGCUCAGCUCUGCUCGCCGGCCUCAGUGAUGGAGAAGAGCGAUCUGCUGGAGGGGAAAGGCAACCCUCUCCACCCCGCGCUCCUGCUGUCCUAACCGGGUAAAUCGAAGAGAAAAACAAAUAAAGAGGACGUUUUUCACUGCGUAAAAUUACACAUAGCCAACAAGGUCAUAUGUUAAGUUUCUGCUGUAGGAGAGUCAGACAACAUUGUGCUGUGUAACGAUUAUUUUCCAUUAGUCAUGUUAAUUAAAAUCACAAUUUAUUUGCACACUUUGUGAGGGCAUUUACCACAUAUAGGCUGCUGUAAUGUGGCACUGAAAAAUACAAUCAGACACGUAGAGACGCUAAACCCCAAAGAAAGCUUUCAUUUAGGAGACAGAAAUCUAAAAUUCUUUACAAAUGCGAACCUACAACUAUGUUUGUACUUUUAUCCUAAUCUUUGGCAGGCCGACGGGCUCAAAACAAACAGGCCUUCAUGUUUUUAACCCGGCCUGUUGCACUUUUUUUGGUGUGUAACUUUGCGGUGCAUUGAAAAUGUUAUGCUUGUAUUAAAACUAUUUAUGUGAGGAUAUUUAUAAAGAACUUGAAAUUAA
Molecule: messenger RNA, 1897 nt
Organism: Xyrichtys novacula (pearly razorfish)
Lineage: Eukaryota; Metazoa; Chordata; Actinopteri; Labriformes; Labridae
Source: the annotation of a GenBank genome assembly